UGAUAUCGUUUCGAGGGGGUUGCAGUGGGAGCUGCUUUGAGCUGCGUGCGACAUAUUACCUACUGCCGAACGUAGUAGCGAUGCAAACUUAUUCGAAAUGCCAUCUUUGUCUCAGGUUCUUCUCUUAAUCCCAAUUGUGAACUAGCACCGCGACUGCGAGACGGCAUCAAAGAACCAAGCAACACCAAGCUCCUUUGGCGCGGAAUACUGACCUGGUUCAUACGCGACCAUGACGACACUCUAGCGCGUAUCUAUAUGGCCGUCGUACAAAGUCAACCGACUUUGUUCGGGUAUUUCAACGUUCGUUUGCGAGUGAGGUAGGCUUUCAUGACAACGACGGUGCCCACAAAGGAAAACACCCUCACGCCAACCAACAACAUGGAAGGCAUCGAGGGACACGGCCCAGUUGGAAAACUCCUGUCGAGGUCCAAGGAUGCGGCGAAGCGACGAUGGAAGAAGCAGCCCUCUAAAGAGAGUUUCGGGUCGACAGCCAGCAGCGAGGAACAUCCUCCUCGCGGAAGAAGCCCGCAUAGUCGCGAACAUCCUCCGCAUGACGUUGGGGAGGGCCUGGCGUCGGUAUCUCCGUCAAAACCCAGCGAUACGUGGAUUGUUGGAGAAGAGGACACCAGUCCAACCACAUAUUCUGAGCUUGAGUCAUCCCCGACCCGGCCCACUAUUCCAUCCACGCAUCCGUCCCAAAUUGGCCAACUCUCGACCUCGUCCCCUAUCAUCCAGGCCGAAUACCUACAGGAGACACAAAAUUUCGAGUCUAUGAGUACCGAGAGCCUCGACAGCCUCUCGAGGUCGCAGACCUACUGCAUCCCCGCCUCUUCCCAAGCCGCGCCCUCUCGCCAGCUUUCUACCAGCAAGACCGGCCUCCAACUGCCCCGGGACAGCGACUCGUCACGACGGUCCAGGUCACCUGCUGGUAGAUUCAAGGACGUGUUUAAGACCAAGAGAACCCCCAGUGUCACUCCCAGCGUCGAGAGCCAGCAGUCAGAAAAUACCGACAAGACCGACAACGCUGCAGAGGCCGACCCCAAUGCACCCAAGGUAGUGGCCCCCGAAACCUCGCGUCGGCCGAGGAAGCAGAAGAUUGAUGUUUCGACCCGCCCGCAAACACCUCCACCCUCCGAGCCUCCCGCGCCUGUGAUUGUGAACACACCGCCGACCCCGACUGAUCACGCCCAUCCGAAGGAGCCUGCAGAAUCUGAUACCUCCAAUUUUGCAUCGAACCCGAUUGUGACAGUUUCGCCUUCGAGUGCUAUGAUAUCGCACCGGCGCAUGCGAUCAGGAUCUGGAACAAGCAUUGGCCCAAGCAAACUAUCCAAUAUCACCCUCGCUCCUUUGACCCCAACACCCGAGAACGCCGGCCCGCCAACUCCUGGAGGUGGAUUUUUCUCGUCUAUGCUCUCUGCUGCGCAGAACGCAGCCAAUACUCUAACCAGCACCGUUAACAACACCAAUAUUGGCAUAGGCGGGAACAAGAUAAAGAGCACCACUAUACCCAAGGAGACACGAGAGGGCGACGGGAACACUACCGAGGUUGAAUCUUCUGCCGCGCAGCCAACCGACGUCAUGGGCGAGCCCGCAGUGAAGACUCUAGGAAUGGGGGACCUCAGCCUUAGCCAGCUGGGCAUCCAGGAAUCCGGCAGUGCUGCACCUACCCCCGUUGCAUCGAAAUUUCCGGAUAUGGUCGAUUCGAGGUCGCGAUCGCGAUCCGACUCUGCUCCUGAGGGUCCAUCGUUUGGUGUAGCCAACGGGGGUUCUCCAUCUGAUGAUCAAACCUUCGGACGACCAAGAUCCAUCAACGAACCGGCUGGGUUCAGUGAUCGCAGUCCUCCCGCUAGUGUUUACGAAGGCAAAUCCGGUCUUCAACGCAGUGGCAGCAUAAGGAGCAAGAUUUCGCGCAGCCGCAAACGGGGCAGCACAGGUGGUACCGCUGGCACUUCUGGCACCAAUGGAACCACAAUAGGAGCAGCCAUUGCUGCUGCGAAUGCUUCUGUUGCUCAUCCGCAAGCCGCCGGAAGUACACCAAAAUUAACAGGGUUUGCUGUAGCGAGUAAGAAACGAAAUAAGGAUUUCCAUGCCCUGUUCAAGAGUGUACCAGAUGACGACUAUCUGAUCGAGGACUACAGCUGCGCACUACAGAGAGAAAUCCUGGCUCACGGCAGGCUCUACGUUUCCGAAGGUCACUUGUGCUUCAGUAGCAACAUCUUGGGCUGGGUGACCACUUUGGUCAUGAGCUUCGACGAGAUAGUGUCUGUGGAGAAGCGGAGCACAGCCUUGUUGUUCAAAAAUGGGCUCAUGAUCUCGACGCUGCAUGCGAAACACGUAUUCGCCAGCUUCACGAGCCGUGACUCUACAUAUGACCUGAUUGUCAACAUCUGGAAGCUCGGCCACCCCACUCUGCGAAGCUCCCUCAAUGGAAUCUCAGUUGAAGGCACAGGGGGUGACAAGACGGAAAAGGUUGACGACAUCGAGCCGCCGGGAGCUAACAGCGGCUCGGGCUCCGAUAUUGGGGAUGAAGACGACGAAGAAGACAGUGAAGAUGAUGAGGAUGUCUACGACGAAGACGACGACGAUGACGAUCUUCCGGUAUUCACCCAGGAAACAGAGGGCAGCCCCGCUGAUACCGAAGGCGAAAAGAUCGCAACUCGGAAGGUGUCGGGUGCCAUGGGUGCCAGUGCACCAUCCGACAAGCCAAAAGACGGAGCUGCUGCACCAUCCCCUGGAGCUGACUUCCCAGGGCCGGCGACUCACGGCCCUACGGAUUGCGGAGAUGUGGCGACCCAUUAUGAGAGAAUUCUGGGCGACGACAUUAUUCCCGCUCCGUUAGGCAAAGUCUACAAUCUCAUAUUUGGACCCGCUUCGCCCAGCUUCAUGGGGAAGUGGCUUACUGUCGAGCAAAAAUGCACCGACCUUCAAAUGGAGGACAAAAGUGGUCUGACAUCAGACACCAAGUCGCGAAACUACACAUAUAUCAAGCCUCUGAAUGCCUCGAUAGGACCGCGACAGACAAAGUGCAUUGUCGUUGAAACCUUGGAGAACCUGGAUUUAGAGAAAGCGGUCAAUGUGUUGGUUGUAGUACAGAACCCAGACGUACCCAGUGGAAACGUUUUUAGCGUCAAGACGAAAUACUGCCUGCACUGGGCAGAGAACAACUCGACCCGAGUGCAGGUUAAUUGUACCAUUGAAUGGACUGGCAAGAGUUGGCUAAAAGGACCCAUCGAAAAGGGCGCCAACGAUGGCCAGACUCAGUACUGCAAAGACCUUUUCGCGCACCUCAAAGCAUCAGUUUCAUCCCGACCACGGUCUGCGACUUUGACAAAUGGCGUAACCGCCAAGGGCAAGAAGAAGAAGGGCAAAGGUAAGCUGCAAAAGGCGUCUAAAGAAGACCUUCGGGCCCAUACCCACUCAACCGCCAAGAAGACGGAUGACUGGGGUCUGUUCGAACCCCUUCACGGCAUAUUUGGUCCCAUCGGCGACAUUAUGAUGCCGAUAUUUACAGGUAAUGUCGUAUAUGGUCUCCUCGUAGGGCUCCUUGUGGCCACGUGGUUUGGCUUCGGCUUCAGCCCUCGUGAAGCCGGUCCGAGCUAUGGCCAGGGCCUUGGUUUCCUGAAUCAUCCGGAUCGAAUCACAGCAUAUGAGGAAAUUUGGCGCCGUGAGGAGAGCGACCUGUGGGACUGGCUGGAGGAGCGCGUGGGACUACACCGCAUGAACGAGGGGGUCAUGCCAAUACGCAAACAUGUUGUCGAGCCACGCACUGUGGAAGAAAAGAUGCGCGAGGAGCGGAUGAACGAGCGCGAGAUUGAGGAAGCCAUAAGAAUCACGGAAGAGAAAUUGCAGGUCCUGAAGGGCGUACACGAGCGGAAGAAGCUGGUCAAAGAUGCGGGGAGCGGACCCGUGAAUGGGCGGCCAACUAGCCGACCUUCCGAGGACAGAUAAUUGUCUUGGGAAAGAGCGAAAGGAAGACAAGAGUUUUUGCCGGGCGCGCGAAGAAAAUGAUACGACGACGACGACGAUGCUAUUUUCAAAGCAUUGUGUCACUGAUUAGUCCUCGAUUCCACCAUUGGAGAAUACAACCAUCAAGUCUGCUUUGUUUUAAUUCCUACAAAUCCCCACGCUUUUCAUUAUAGUCUAGAAACACGGCCCAGCGUCAUAGGGCACGUUGACCGAAUACAAUCAAUGCAUUAUUGG
Molecule: messenger RNA, 4200 nt
Organism: Pseudomassariella vexata
Lineage: Eukaryota; Fungi; Ascomycota; Sordariomycetes; Amphisphaeriales; Pseudomassariaceae
Exons: 3
Coding region: 328-3948 (1206 amino acids)
Biological process (GO): intracellular sterol transport
Cellular component (GO): plasma membrane; endoplasmic reticulum-plasma membrane contact site; endoplasmic reticulum membrane
Molecular function (GO): sterol transfer activity; sterol binding
Source: RefSeq, a predicted model, not a curated record